UAUGGUAUUCUGUGGUAUUGUAUGAUCUAGGUAAGGACCGAAGGUCGACGGCGGACGGAACGGAACUGCGGAACACUGUCUACACUAGUACACUAAACUGACUACUGAGUUGCAAGGUAUUGUGCAAAUAUUCUUCAAUAUUUGUAUGUUUUGUCGUAAGUCAAUAGUUUAACAUUAUUCAAGUUUAAUAGAAAUCAUUUUUUUCACGAUAAACGAUCAAAUCUUGUCAGGUAAAUGGCAUUCAGUCGUGCAUGGUACCACUUCAAACGUAAUUUUUUAUCUGUAACAUUUCCCAUUAUUUCGUUUUCUGCAAUCUACGCUGAUUACAAUCGAACAUUAAAUUGGAAAAAAAUACAAAAUCAAAAAGUUUAAAGAAUAUUUUACAAUGGCAGCUAGACAUGCAUUAUUUGGAUUAACCUGGGACUAUUUCGCAUUGGCUAUCCCACUAACUGCUGGUGCCUUAUUUGGCAAAUUUUUAGAUGACAAAGAAACAGAAAGGAUGUCACUUUUUAGAGAUAGAAGUGCUUUAUAUGGAGGAAUGGUUAAGAAAGGCGAAAAACCAUCUUGGCCAUAAGUGUGUCUUAUUUGAGAUGGUACUAUUAGUAUGAAAAAUUGUAAUAUUAUUUAAAAUCUCAUAAUAAAUUAAAUUAUGCUAAUGAUUA
This is a messenger RNA of Myzus persicae (green peach aphid), 662 nucleotides long. RefSeq lists its product as uncharacterized. The transcript is spliced from 2 exons. The coding region runs from base 386 to 574 and encodes 62 amino acids. Gene Ontology annotation, cellular component: mitochondrion. The record is from RefSeq and is a predicted model, not a curated record. Lineage: Eukaryota; Metazoa; Arthropoda; Insecta; Hemiptera; Aphididae.